AUGCUUAGGUGGCUUAUGUUCAAGUCGGGUGUGAGUUUUGUGGUGAUUUCAACUAUUCGGGGGGGGGGGGGAGAAUGCCUAGUUACGGGGCAAGCUUUAAGUGAACAAGUAAACUAUGUCGGGGGUCAAAGGCAAGUAAAUGAUCCUUAUUCCAACACCUACAAUCCCGGAUGGAGGAAUUAUCCAAACUUCGGAUGGCGGAAUCAAGAGGGGCAAGGAAAUGCUCAAGAAUCUAAUCAAGCGGGUUCAAACUUUCAAGGUCACAAUAGACCUCCACAACAACAAGGUCCCUACCAAGGAAACCCAAACCAUGGGAACAAUUAUGGUGGUAGACCGCAACACCCUCCCGGUUUUCAACAACCACAGAACACGGAUGAGGGAAAUGUGCUUGCCAAGGUACUUGAAAAAUUGGAAAAAAUGGAGCAAAGGGAGAAGAACCAAUCUUCCACUAUUCAUCAUUUGGAAACCCAAAUUUCUCAAAUGGCUAUCUCACUUCAAGGUAGACCGCAAGGGGGAUUGCCCUCUACUACAGAGAACAACCCAAGGGAGCACCUAAAAGUGAUAGAGCUUCGGAGUGGGCGGAACUUGGAAAAAGCCAAUGGUAAGAAGCAUGUUGUUGAGGAGGAUGAGCCUCAAGUGGUUGUUGACAUAGCAAGCUCAAGUAAAGACCCACCUAGUGCUUGUGAGGAGGUGACUGUUGAAGAACCAUAUGUGAGACCACCGCCUCGUCCACCCUUGGCGGAUGCACUCCGAGAGAUGCCGCAAUAUGCCAAGUUCUUGAAGGAUAUCAUCACCAACAUAAGGAGUUGGGAUAGUGGUGCAACGGUUCCCAUUUCGGAAGUGUGUAGCUCAAUCAUUUUGAAUGAUCUACUAGCUAAGUUGAAGGACCCAGGGAGUUUUUCUAUACCUUGCACUAUAGGCACUAUGAGUUCUAUAAAUUGCUUAUGUGAUCUUGGUGCUAGUAUUAAUCUUAUGCCUCUAACUCUUUUCAGGGAAUUAUGUGGAGAUCAAACCGUGAAGAGCACCUCGAUGGUACUCCAACUAGCGGAUCACUCAUUGAAGAGGCCGUAUGGGAUUGUUGAAGAUGUUCUUGUGAAGGUUGAUAAGUUUAUAUUCCCAGUUGAUUUUGUCAUUUUGGAUUAUGCGGUGGAUAAGGAAUUCCCAAUCAUCCUAGGGCGGCCCUUUAUGAAUACUGGGAGAGCUUUGAUUUAUGUCCAUGGUGGGAAAUUGACGUUGAGAAUCGAUGAAGAAACGGUUAAGUUUGAUAUGAAGAAAGUCAUGAGGAGUACCAUCGAGGAGGAAGAAUGCAUGCGGAUAGAAUUGGUUGAUGAAAUGGUUGAGGAGCAACUAAGAUUGAGCAUCGGGACAUUUAAUGAGGGCACAGAAGGGAGUUUGGAACAGUAG
This is a messenger RNA of Mercurialis annua (annual mercury), 1404 nucleotides long. RefSeq lists its product as uncharacterized. The coding region runs from base 1 to 1404 and encodes 467 amino acids. Lineage: Eukaryota; Viridiplantae; Streptophyta; Magnoliopsida; Malpighiales; Euphorbiaceae. The transcript is spliced from 2 exons. The record is from RefSeq and is a predicted model, not a curated record.